Molecule: messenger RNA, 2715 nt
Organism: Talaromyces proteolyticus
Lineage: Eukaryota; Fungi; Ascomycota; Eurotiomycetes; Eurotiales; Trichocomaceae
Product: lariat debranching enzyme, C-terminal domain-containing protein
Exons: 3
Coding region: 334-2526 (730 amino acids)
Biological process (GO): mRNA splicing, via spliceosome
Cellular component (GO): nucleus
Molecular function (GO): RNA lariat debranching enzyme activity
Source: RefSeq, a predicted model, not a curated record
CGUCCAUCAUCAGACUCGACACCACCAAUAGCCAAGACAUCCCGCCCGCUUUAUUCUCUCUCCCUCCCCUUUUGAAACACUCUGAUUUAAUUUUACUUCUCUCUCUUUCUAUAACUUCAAAGUGGUUUCAUGCACUGUCUCUUUCAAUUAUUGCUGCCGCAUUUGACAUGUCAGGCUGGCAGGCAAACGUAAUAUCAUUCGACCCAUGACAAGACCUUUCUUGGCUAUAUUGCACCUAUCAAACUUACCCUCACUUUUAUCAAAAAGCAUCAUCGUCGUCAUCUAAGCCUCGCAUCGUUUUCAUUAGCCUCGAUCUCGGGGUAUAACAAAAAAAUGUCACGGGACGGUAUUAGUGAGCCGGCCGCUCGGGCGAGGAUACGGGUCGCUUUAGAAGGCUGCGGCCAUGGAAAGCUGCAUGAUAUUUACUCUAAAGUAACCGAAACCGCAGCAUCAAAAGGUUGGGAUGGCGUCGAUCUACUCAUAAUUGGAGGAGAUUUUCAGUCCGUUCGAAAUGCGAAUGAUUUGACUGGCAUGUCUGUUCCUGUUAAAUACCGGGAAAUCGGGGACUUCCAUGAGUAUUACAGUGGCAAACGCACUGCCCCUUAUUUAACUAUUUUCAUUGGGGGCAAUCACGAAGCUAGCAAUUACCUCUUCGAACUCUACUACGGUGGUUGGGUUGCCCCCAAUAUCUACUACUUGGGUGCUGCAAAUGUUAUUCGCUAUGGCCCGCUACGCAUUGCUGGUCUUUCAGGUAUUUGGAAAGGUUACGACUAUCGGAAGCCGCACUACGAGAGACUUCCAUAUAACAAUGAUGAAGUUAAAAGUAUUUAUCAUGUUCGAGAACUUGACGUGCGCAAGCUUUUGCAAAUCCGAACACAAGUUGAUGUGGGCCUUUCUCACGACUGGCCUCGGGAUGCUGAAAAGUUUGGUGACUAUCAACAUUUAUUCAGAAUUAAACGAGGAUUUCGCGAGGACUCAGAAUCCGGAAAACUAGGAAAUGUAGCUGCCAAACAAAUUAUGGAUAGAUUGCGCCCACGCCACUGGUUUUCAGCGCACUUACAUGUCAGAUAUAUUGCUACAAUCCCGCACGGUGAAUAUCCCUACCCACACAAUGCGGAGUCGACGAAAACAGCCAAAAAAAUUACCCAUCAGUCGUUUCCUCAAGGGUUCGAUGGAGCGACUAUCUCCACUCCAUCAGAAAUGCUAGGCACAGUCAAUGAUGAAGAUCAAGAAAUGGGGGGAGUAUCACUGGAAGUUGCCGACACUGUUAGCGACCCUCUGUGUCAAAUAAAGGGGUUUACUGCAGCAACGAAUGAGGCAAAUGCCCACUUAGCGUGGAAUAACUUUCACGAAGUUGCUGCAAAACAAGAAGCUCUGGAUAGAGAGAACUUCCUUCAGAAUCAACCUCAGCCUGGAGAGUCAUAUAAAUUGGGCGUGGAUUUCACUCAGACCUGGAGAAAGGUUGAAUCCAAUGGCAUUCGAAGGAAAGUCACUGAUGUUCAUACAACUGAUCUUGGCGAAGAGAAAAAGACCGUCAAGAACACCAACGAGAUCGAUCUAGACUUUGACAGUGACAUUGAAGCUCCUGGUAUUCAGAAAAAGGAAGCCAGCGAACAGACAAUCACCGUCAAAAAUUCAGACGAAAUUGAUCUCGAUUCUAACAGCGAUUCUGAGGAAGUUAAAAAGUCGAACAAUCUGACAAACACAGAUACUUCUAUGAAGGAUUCCGACGAAAUCAAACCCGACCACAACGUUGAAACAGCCACAGGAAGUUCCUUUUUGAUGGCUCAAACCGCUGCAUCUACGAAAUUAAUGGGCGGCAAGAGAGCUUCCGAAUACGUGUCGGAGAACCUUCGUGAUGAGUUGCCCGAUGCCUUCAAACGUCUACGCCCGGAACCGGCUGUUUAUGGCCCGUUGCCCGAUGCCAUCACCAACAAAACCACCGAGUUUCUGGCUCUAGGAAAGUGUCAAGAUGGUUUUGCAUGUAGUGAAUAUCUUGAGCUCAUGGAGAUAGUCCCAAUUUCGGAAGAAAGUAGCGCACAGGCUUCUUAUAUCCUUGAAUACGAUAAAGAAUGGCUAGCAAUCACUCGUGUUUUUGCAGAUUCCAUUGAGCUUGGAGAUCAUAGGAGUCAGGUUCCCUCAGACCUUGGCGAUGAAGUUUAUAAACCGAAGAUCCUUGCAGAAGAAUCCUGGGUGGAAGAGAACAUUGUCAACAAGGGCAAGAUGGCAGUACCCAACAACUUUGAGAUUACAGCCCCUGUGUACGACCCAGCAGUUUCGAUCAACACGAAAGACAUGCCACCUGAGUACAACAACCCACAAACAGCGGCGUUCUGCGAGCUCCUUGGCAUUGAAAACAAAUUCCACUUGACUCCUGAGGAGCAAGUACGACGAGCCGCCCUCGAGCCUCGGCCCUCGUCCAGUUACAACCAUGGGCAACGACAGGGGUCGUACCGCCAAGGUCGUCAUGUCUCAGGUAGGGGUGGUAGAUGGCGUGGCAGUCGUGGCAGGGGAUUUUCUCGUUAGCAUUGUAACAGCAUGUGACAAUGAUAGCCAAUCGCGGAUUUCAAUACAACACCGUAUGUCGUUUAGGUGCUUGUAUAACCACCAGGAAUCAAUGGUAGCUACGCAAAUUCGAGACGCGUCUAACCUAAAUUAAAAAACAUACAUGUAUCAUAGUUUAGCGUCAAUGAAUUCAAUGCUAUGCUAGCUUAA